Molecule: messenger RNA, 132 nt
Organism: Racocetra fulgida
Lineage: Eukaryota; Fungi; Glomeromycota; Glomeromycetes; Diversisporales; Gigasporaceae
Source: the annotation of a GenBank genome assembly
GAAAUAUGGUCCAAAAAACGUACACUUUAGCCAGUGUUGAUGCCAGCCAACUCCAAUUAUGGAAGGUUGACAUUCCUAUCAAUGUUGAUAAACUGAAUAAUGCAAAUAUUGACGUUGAAGAAGAACUAGAAG